UCAAAAUGAUUGGAAUAUAGUCAUGACGAGAUUUAUUUUCACCAAUAGCGACAGCCGUCCACUGUGAUAAUUCAAUUUAUGUCUUUGGCUGGGACUGGGCUGAUGGAAGUUUUCAUGGUCGCCUGGCCAGCUGAUCAUCUGUUGGAUUUGAGCGAAAAUUCUAUGCGAGGUAUAUACGAAUCACGAUGGUAUCUACAAUCAACGAGUAUGCAGAAAAAUAUGUUGAUUAUGAUGUUACCUCAGACACCAGUGCGCAUUAAAAUCCUGUACAUUAUCCCAACUUUGUCAAUGAAUUACUACUGCUCGUUCGUCUCAAACGUGAUAUCUCUAUUCACUGUUUUACGAGCUACGAUGCAAAAAGAUGAUAUAUAACAGUUGAAGGCAUAUG
Osmia lignaria (orchard mason bee) is the source of this 388-nucleotide messenger RNA. RefSeq lists its product as uncharacterized. NCBI's taxonomy places the organism in Eukaryota, Metazoa, Arthropoda, Insecta, Hymenoptera, Megachilidae. The record is from RefSeq and is a predicted model, not a curated record. Gene Ontology annotation, biological process: detection of chemical stimulus involved in sensory perception of smell; sensory perception of smell. Gene Ontology annotation, cellular component: plasma membrane. Gene Ontology annotation, molecular function: olfactory receptor activity; odorant binding.